Prorocentrum cordatum is the source of this 1512-nucleotide messenger RNA. NCBI's taxonomy places the organism in Eukaryota, Dinophyceae, Prorocentrales, Prorocentraceae. The record is from the annotation of a GenBank genome assembly.
CUCCGUUGCCAUUUUGGCUCAAGCUUCUUGAGCUGGGCAGCUCGCAGCCGCACCGCGCGCCUGCGAGCGUUCCUCCUUGUCGCGAGGGGGCGGUCAUCUCCGCGCGCGCGGAGCUCCAUGGCGCCAUGAGGCUUCUGGGCGCCGUGGCCACGUUCAUCGCAUUCGCGGUGCUGAACUACACAAUGCACGGUGCUGGCGGCUCGCUCCUCGCUGCUUCUGCGGCGUUUUCUGCUUCGCCGUCGACCCCUUCUACGGCUCCGACUGCUCCUCGUCGGAGAGGCGCCCGCUCUGCGAGCAAAGUCCAUAAGCGUCGGCGACGUGCGUACGAGAUGGGCUUCAUCCCGUACCCACCCGAUCGGCGACAACGGGGCAUGCAGCUGCAGCACGCCUCGGGCCAGCCAGUGAAGCAUGACAGGGACAAGCCGCAGAACUGCAGCACUGACUCGGAGCUGGACGACACAGCGGCACAACAGCCGCAGCUCGCCUACGUCAAGGAGCAGGGGAAGUACCAGGGCGCCAACUGUGACGAGGCCAUUGAGAAGCACAUCAAGAAAUACGUGAAAUGCGAAUCGCUAGACCAGCUCACCACGGACUUGCUCGGCACGCUCACGAAGACCAUAGAAGACAUCUCCAUACAGAUCGUCGAUAUGGUCGUCACGAGCUUGCAGAAGAAUAGCACGGAGUACAUCAAGGAGCUGGCCGUGCUGACACAGCGCGUGGAGGCUAUGGAGGCCGCUCAGGUACAGCGCCCACAAGACGAUGGUGUUGUCCGUAACAGACUGCCUGGGCGUGAGCUGGACCAGGGUGACAAGCAUGACGUCCUCUUGCAGAUGUUCGAAAAACAGAAGCACAACAUGAACAAGUUCACCAAACUCGUCGAGGAGACGGGCUUGAUCAAGGAGUCCGCUUUCGUCACCUUCGCGGACCUGGACAUCCGAGAUGCAGAGUGGCGGGAGGACCUCGCACAGAUCAUGCACCAAACCAAGAAUUGCGAGCAAACAAGGGAGGAGGCCUCUUCAGCGGCGUGCACAGCUCCUACCACGUCGUGCGCCUCCUCUCCAUCGACGGCGGCCCUGUACUACGACACCCUACUCGCAAGCUUCCAGGACGAGGAGUGCAUCAACCAGUUCAACAACAUCCUGGACGACCAGUUGGUUGGCUCGCUGGAGCUCCGGCCCUCCUCUGGUGGUUCUUCCUCGCCGCAUUUUGCGGCGUCAUCAAAGUCUUCUACACCAAUGUCGCCCUCGGUGGCGUCUCCUGCGGCCUCGACGGGGUCGCCUCCAUAUUCAUCUUCGGCGGUAUCUUCGACGGUAUCAUCUGAGUGCCGCUUUGCGACGCUCCGCCGCUAGCCUGCACCGUCCCUCCCCUGGGUACGUGCGCUCCUCCUCCUCCUCCUCCUCCUCCUCCUCCUCCUUCUCAAUGACCUCAAUGACCAAGGCGCGCCGAGUCAAUCCAGGAUCAACUGGCGCAGGAAAAUGGUCAGUCAGAGUCGUCUGACUGACUAUGUGCACC